AUGCACAUAAAUAAGACACAAGGCACAAGUGAGAUGAAGAUGAUCAAACUGACACAACAAUUACUCUGGGGGUUCAUUUUGCUCUGCACAGUAAACCUCAGCAUCCAGCAAGUGUCCAGUGGCAACCAAAGCUCUCGAGGACAGAGAGGGUCAUCACAGGAGAGGACGGGGACGUGUGAAGUGGUUGCGGCUCAUCGCUGCUGCAAUAAGAAUAAGAUUGAAGAGCGCUCUCAGACAGUCAAGUGUUCUUGCUUCCCCGGACAGGUAGCUGGGACAACAAGGGCACUGCCCUCUUGUGUUGAAGCCUCCAUUGUGCUUCAGAAAUGGUGGUGUAAAAUGGAGCCGUGUCUGCAGGGGGAGGAGUGUCGAGUCCUCCCUGACCUUACUGGUUGGUCAUGCAUCUCUGGGAACAAAGUGAAGACCACGAAGAUUUCUUGGAUUAGUGAACGAGUAACACCACCGUUAAGCUCAUGCAGAGGCGGGCCAGACAGAGACCUUCCCAACAUGUGCUCUAAAAGUGCCUUGUUGUAA
Molecule: messenger RNA, 531 nt
Organism: Gambusia affinis (western mosquitofish)
Lineage: Eukaryota; Metazoa; Chordata; Actinopteri; Cyprinodontiformes; Poeciliidae
Product: chemokine-like protein TAFA-2
Exons: 5
Coding region: 1-531 (176 amino acids)
Molecular function (GO): receptor ligand activity
Source: RefSeq, a predicted model, not a curated record